GACUGCAGAUCAAGAGGUCCCUGGUUCAACUCCAGGUGCCCCCUUUGGAUUGGAUGUUUUUUGUUCUUUCCAAAGGUAAAUAUGAAGGGCACAACCCUCACUUUUAGGUCGUGUGUUCUUCUCCUUUGCUUGCAGGCCUGGUCAGUCAAAAUCCCUGUUCAAGAUGCUGAACAUUCAUCCAAAGAAUUAUGACCAGAUCUCCUUGAUGUGUUUUUAAUGCUCCUUGUCUGCUUGUUUAUCCAUGGGGGUAUAGCUCAGUGGUAGAGCAUUUGACUGCAGAUCAAGAGGUCCCUGGUUCAACUCCAGGUGCCCCCUCUUUUCCUUCUAUUCCAUCCUUUUCUUCUCAAAUCCUUCCCAGGCAGGAACCAUAUUUUUCAGAGCUCUCCCACAUCACUUUUACCAAACUAAUACCAAGAAAAACAACCACCUUUCCAGGUUUCCUCUGCUUCUCCUGAGCAACACAUCUGCGCCGUGGUGCUAUUUGUGUGUACUAGAGGUGACUCAGGUCCAGUUUUUCCUGCCUGAGCAGCUGUUAAUUGAAGUAAUGAAGCCGCAUACUCUGUGUAUGCUUUGUGCCCCCACGGGAUUCGAACCCGUGACCUCGGCAUCCGCAGGCGGACGCUCUGCCAUUAAGCCACGCCCUCCCACAGUCUUAUAAUGCAGUGCCGGAAGUGACGUAUAUAACACGCGACGCGUAGAGCCGCAUGUUGAUGACGUAACACAGGCCCGGUAGUCGGUAGUGAAGCAGCGGGACCGAGCCGCCAUGGGGGGAGGUGACUUGAACCUGAAGAAGAGCUGGCACCCCCAGACCCUGCGCAAUGUGGAGAAGGUGUGGAAAGCUGAACAGAAAUAUGAGGCCGAGAGGAAGAAGAUCGAGGAGCUGCAGAGGGAGCUACAGGAGGAAAGGGCCAGGGAGGAGAUGCAGAGAUACGCUGAGGAUAUGGGCACUGUCAGGAAAAGAGAAGAAAAGUUGGAGUGGAUGUACCAAGGCCCUGGUGGCAUGGUGAACAGGGAGGAGUAUCUCAUGGGUCGCCCCGUGGACAAAUACGUCUUUGAGAAGACAGAAGACAAAGAUGCUGGAUGCUCCAGUGAGACAGGGCUGCUCCCAGGCUCCAUUUUUGCCAAGUCAGGUGCCAAUUCUGUCCUGGAUAUGGCAAAUAAAAUCCGGGAGGAUCCGCUUUUCAUGAUAAGAAAGAGAGAGGAGGAGAAGAAGAGGGAAGUUCUGAAUAAUCCUGUAAAAAUGAAGAAAAUCAAAGAGUUGCUACAAAACAGCUUAGAUAAGAAAGAGAAAAAGAAGAAGAAAGAGAAGAAGAGGAAGCACAAGAAGCAUCGACGUCGCAGUUCUAGCAGUGAAAGUACCAGCAGUGAUGAGGAGCGAAGCAAAGCCAGGUCUCAGAAGAAGACAAACAGUUCCUCCUGGAAACCCAUUCCUUCCAAAUUGCCAGGAUAUGGCUUACAGGUUAGAGACUCUGACAAGAACCACAGAUCUCGGAGUUCUCCAGCUCCUGGUCAGGGCAGAACCCCCCACAGACACCGGGAACGUUCCAGGUCCAGAAGCACAUCCCAUUCUCCACAGAGAUGCAGUGGCAAGAAGAGCACAGAGCAAUCUGGAUGCAGGGGGUCGAGAUCUCCUUCCAGACACAGUAAACAGCAUAGCAGUCGAGAGGAGAAAGGGAAAACUAGAAGUCCUUCCCCCAAAAAGAGCUAUCGGCGACAGCACGUUCCAGGUUACACAAGAAAGAUCUCAGCGGAGGAACUGGAGCGAAAACGCCAAGAGAUGAUGGAAAAUGCCAAGUGGAGGGAAGAGGAAAGGGUGAAUAACCUCAGGAAGCACCGAAAGGAGGAGGAACGGGAGAGAGAACUGGAGAAACUCGACUCCAGAGAUAUGAAGUUCUUGCAUAACUUUAAACUGGAGAGUGCUUCUAGUUCUACAUUAGAAGAUCGAGUCAAGCGCAACAUCCACUCCCUACAGAGAACUCCAGCUGCCUUGGAAAAGAACUUCAUGCAGAGAUGAAGUUUGUUCUUCCUUUACUCCUGUGCUAAUCGGACACUUGUUCCCCAAGGUCAGAAGCCUCCAGCCCACACUCAGUGCUCUCUCCAGGAAUCCAAAGAGCUGCUGAAUGAACACAGUGUGUCCUGAACUUCUGGAGCUGUAAAUAUGUUUGUGAUGAGGGUGAGCCCUCAGCCAGACAACUAGCGGAGCCCUCGUAUCCUACAGCACGUCGUCACAUCUCUUCCUCUCCUCUCCGCCUUGAUUCCUAUUGGGUUUUAUAUAUCAUUACUAUUAGAUGAUGCCGGGUGGUGACUGGCUUUUUGCAUUGUGUAGGUGAGAGCAGAAGGGCUUAUUUUUGUUAGUGCUUAGAAAGGAGAGAGCAGAACAAACUCUGGAUGUGAUGAAGCUGUUUGAUGGACUGAUGGCCAUCCUGCCACCCAGCUGCUGUGGGGUUGGAGGGUGAGCUCAGGCUGUAGGAUACCUGUAGCUGUUAUUUCAAUGCUCUUUGACCCAAAUUGGGGCAGUUUAACAUGAAAACGAAUUGGGUACAGCAGGACUUGAUGCAGCAAAUAUCACUCUGGGAUUUUUCUAAUGGAAGUCAUGUGUAUAUGUAUGUACAGCAGUGAAGAUCGUUUUGACUUUUCUUUUUUUAAAAAGGAGAAAUUUUACGAUUC
Molecule: messenger RNA, 2667 nt
Organism: Coturnix japonica (Japanese quail)
Lineage: Eukaryota; Metazoa; Chordata; Aves; Galliformes; Phasianidae
Gene: CWC25
Product: CWC25 spliceosome associated protein
Biological process (GO): mRNA splicing, via spliceosome
Cellular component (GO): U2-type spliceosomal complex
Source: RefSeq, a predicted model, not a curated record